Molecule: messenger RNA, 4474 nt
Organism: Asparagus officinalis (garden asparagus)
Lineage: Eukaryota; Viridiplantae; Streptophyta; Magnoliopsida; Asparagales; Asparagaceae
Product: endoribonuclease Dicer homolog 2a
Exons: 21
Coding region: 78-4181 (1367 amino acids)
Biological process (GO): siRNA processing
Cellular component (GO): cytoplasm; nucleus
Molecular function (GO): protein binding; ribonuclease III activity; ATP binding
Source: RefSeq, a predicted model, not a curated record
CGACGACUGACACCGACGAUCCUCCUCCAGUCGAUCCGCAAUCAUUCGCGCGCAGCUACCAGCUUGAGGCGCUGGAGAUGGCGAUCGAGCGCAACACCAUCGCCUUCCUCGAGACCGGCUCCGGCAAAACCCUAAUCGCCGUCAUGCUGCUCCGCGCCUUCGCCGACGCCGUCCGCAAGCCCUCCGAUUCCAUCGCCGUCUUCCUCGUGCCCACCGUCGUCCUGGUCACCCAACAAGCGAGAGUUAUAGAGACGCACACGGAUCUGAAAGUGGGACAGUUCUACGGGGAGAUGGGGGUCGAUUUCUGGAGUGCUGAUACUUGGAAGCAGCAACUGCAACUUUACGAGGUCUUUGUCAUGACUCCUCAAAUUCUGGUUGACAACUUGCGUCAUCGUUUUUUCAAGCUGGAGAAGAUAAAGCUCUUAAUUUUUGAUGAAUGCCAUCAUGCAAGGGGGAGACACCCUUACGCUUUGAUCAUGACGGAGUUUUAUCAUCGCCAGUUGGAGUCAAACCCAGCUCACCUUCCGAGGAUCUUUGGCAUGACAGCUUCCCUUAUAAAAUCCAAAGUCUCAGACAACCGAAGUGACUACUCUAAACAGAUAAUGGAAAUUGAGAGUCUCAUGAAUGCAAAGGUAUAUACCGUUUCUAGUGAAUCAAUAUUGGCUCAGUACAUUCCAUUUUCCACGCCGAAGAUUGAGCUAUAUAAGCACGAGGACAUGCCUUCUAAAUUGUUCAGUUGUCUGUGUGAUCAUUUGGAGAGCUUGAAAUUGAUGCAUCUGAAGAAGUUGCCAGAAUUAAUGCUUGAUAGUUCAGCCGAGGACAGUGCCCGAAAGAAGAUUAAGAAGCUACAUGGUACCUUCUUAUUUUGUUUGACAGAACUUGGAGUGUGGUUAGCAGCCAAGGCAGCAGAAUAUCUGUCACGCAAAGAAAAUGAUAGCUUCUUUUGGGGUGAAAGGGAACACAGCGAAAAAAUUGUCAGACAAUUUAGUCUUGAUGUUUUUAAGAUUUUCUCGAAGUAUUUACCUGCUGAACGAUGCAUUGGUGAAGAUCUCCAUGCUGAUACUGUGAGUGGUCUUCUGUCUUCGAAAGUUCACUGUCUCAUUAUGUCACUUUUAAACUACAGAAUGGUGCAUAAUUUGAGAUGUAUUGUGUUUGUUGAAAGAGUUAUCACUGCGAUUGUACUGCAAUCCCUGUUGCAAGAAAUCCAAGAACUUUCUUGGUUAGGAACAAAAUACAUGGCUGGCAAUCAGUCCGGUUUGCAAUCCCAGACUAGGAAGGAGCAAAUGAGAAUUGUCGACACAUUUCAAGACGGCACAGCUAAAAUCAUUGUCGCAACCCAGAUCCUUGAGGAAGGCCUAGAUGUACAAAGCUGCAACCUUGUGGUAAGGUUUGACCAAGCGAUGAACGUAUGUAGUUUUAUACAGUCGCGGGGCCGUGCAAGGAUGCGAGGAUCUGAGUAUUUGUUGAUUAUUAAAAGUGGUGAUUCAACAACGCUGUCGAAAGUUACAAGUUAUCUUAGCAGCGGAUAUACUAUGCGAGAGGAGUCUUUGCGUCAGGCUUCUCUUCCAUGCAAACCUCUUGAAAAUGAAAUUUAUGAUGAGGAAUUUUAUCGUGUCGAAACUACGGGAGCUAAAGUGACCUUGAGUUCCAGUGUUUCUCUGUUAUAUUUCUACUGCUCUCGGCUUCCCUCAGAUGGGUAUUUUAAGCCAGUUCCAAGAUUUGUUAUGACGAAAGAGUCAAACAUCUGCGAGCUGCAUCUUCCAAAAAGCUGUCCUGUACAAACUCUGGUUGUUGAGGGUAAAGCUGGUAAGCUAAAACAAAUUGCAUGUCUGGAAGCAUUGAAGAAGCUUCAUCAGAUUGGGGCACUUUCUGAUUUUCUUUUACCAGCAUUUGAUGUGGAUAUGGAGGACGGCACUCAAGAAAUUGAUUCUGAGACUUACAAGACCGAACAAUCUGACUAUUUUCCUGGGGAAUUGGUGGAUUCUUGGUCCUCCUUUUGUUCUCUUGGUCUGUACCACUGUUACACGAUCAGAUUAAAUCAGCAUUUCAACUAUGAAACUUCUUUCAAUGACAUUCUUCUUGUGGUAAAAUCUGACCUUGGAGUUGGUCCUCUUUCAUACUCCUUUAACUUAGAAGCUGACAGGGGUUCAGUAACUGUGGACGUGAAAUAUUGCGGACCUGUUCAUUUUAAUCGUGAGCAGGUUUUGAUGGCCAUGAAAUUUCAAGUCAGUGCUCUCAAUGUGCUCAUUCACCAUGAUUUUGUCAAAUUCCAGGACACCAUGAAGCACCUACAUAAGACACCAUCAUGUAUGGAUGUUGCCUACUUACUCCUCCCUUUAGUUGGAGGCAAAGUUGAUUGGCAUUGUAUCAAGUCGUCUGCUUUCUCAAUAAGUAUGGCUCAGGGCCAGUAUCAGAAGCACUGUUUCUGUACAAAUGGAGCAGUAAAACCAAUUCAGAGUAUAGAUGGUGCAGUCUGUCGUUGCAUGCUUCAGAAUUCUGUAGUGUAUACACCUCAUAAUGGCAAGUUUUAUUGUAUAAAUGGUAUGCUGAACCACUGUAACGGAGAUUCUUCUUUGGUGUUGAACGACGGUGAAGUUCUCACGUAUAAGAAAUAUUAUAAGACCCGGCAUGGCAUUGACUUGAAAUGGAGCUGUGAAUCCUUACUUCGUGGGAGACACCUUUUCGCUGUGCGAAAUUUUCUCACUAGUCGGCCUAUUCUAAAGAAGGAAGAAUUUAGUUCUGCUGGAGUUGAAUUGCCUCCGGAACUUUGCAAAAUUAUUUUGUCUCCUGUCUCAAUUGGUACCCUGUACUCAUUCUCUUUCCUUCCAUCUAUUAUGCAUCGUAUUGAGGCUCUGGUCCUUGCUGUCAAAUUAAAGUGGGUUAUUCAGUUGGAUCAAUGUGUGAAAAAGGAUUAUGUUCAAGUUACCAAGAUAUUGGAAGCCAUUACCACCAAGAAAUGCCAAGAGGAGUUUUCUCUUGAAUCACUGGAAACACUUGGAGACUCUUUCCUCAAAUAUGCAGCAAGCCAACAUUUGUUCAAGUCCUAUGAGCAUCAUCACCAGGGUAUAUUAACUGCUAUGCGGGAGAGAUUGAUCUCUAAUGCUUCUUUAUGCCAGUUUGGCUGUAGGCGUAAUCUCACUGGGUUUAUUCGCACUGAGAAGUUUGAUUACAAAAAGUGGAUUAUUCCUGGAGAUUGUCUUAGUUUUCAUGAGCAAAAUCAAACUUCAUGUUCAACCCAGACAAAUAUUUAUAACAGAGGUAUAAGGAAUAUCAAAAGUAAGGUAGUUGCUGAUUCUGUGGAGGCUCUGAUAGGAGCGUACCUGAGUUCUGGAGGGGAACCGGCAGCCUUUCACUUCCUUAAAUGGCUUGGUUUGGCGAUUGAUUUCCGUAAGGAAAUGGUUGUUGAGAAGCCAAUUUUAUCUAGGCUUGAAAGGUUUAUAAACCUUAAAGAUCUCCAGGUCUUGUUGAAGUAUACAUUCAAUGAUCCUUCGUUGUUAGUUGAAGCAUUGACACAUGGUUCAUAUCAAGUCCAGGAUAUUCCAAAAUGCUAUCAGCGCCUUGAGUUCCUUGGGGAUGCAGUUUUGGACCUUCUUAUCACCGUCUACCUCUAUAAUAAAUAUCCUGGAGCAACUCCUGGAUUGAUCACGGACCUUAGGUCUGCUUCUGUAAACAAUGAUUGCUAUGCUCAUGCAGCAACUAAAGCAGGGCUGAACAAACAUAUUCUUCAUGCAUCCUCAGAACUUCAUAAGCAAAUGACGUUUUACCUCAACAAUUUUUCACAAUCAUUUUCGGGAUCAUCAUAUGGAUGGGAAGCGGGUGUAGCUCUCCCUAAGGUGCUGGCCGAUGUUAUUGAAUCUAUAUCUGGAGCAAUUUAUAUCGACUCGAAAUUCGACAAAGGAAUCGUCUGGGAGAGUAUAAGGCCACUUUUGGAGCCCAUAGUCACACCUGAAACAAUGGAACAGAAUCCUGUAAGAGAACUGAGCGAGCUUUGCAGCAAAAAAGCAUAUAAUUUGAGUUUCUCAAAGGCUUGUGAGCAUGGUCAAGCUUCAUUGACAGCUACAGUUGAAGCAAAUGGAGUUGUGUACGAGGCAACAUCCAAAGGAACUGAUAAGAAGACAGCCAAGAAGCUAGCGGCAAGGGAGUUACUGAAAACCUUGAAGACAGCUAUACCUGGACUUUAAUUUUUUUUAUAAUUCAUAAAAAAAAAAUUCAUGGUCUAUUUUUACUGAUUUUGGUUAUUUUUUUGCCCAGUUCAAUAGAUGUAGGUAAUAGGCGUAGUUAUUUAUGAAUGUCAAACAUAGAAAAUGUUCGUCCAUGUUAUAUCAGAACUGCUAGUUAUUAAUAGUCUAUUUCUCAUGUAUAUUUGUAUACAUAAUGUUGCGCAUGGUAACUAUGGGACAACGAAGUCAAUAUUUUUUUGGUAUAUAGGAGCUUAAUGGUAAAUGAAUGUCACUGAAAGUAAAUUACCAUAGAA